CUGAGGCAGGUCUGAGUCGUGACAGAGGGCUGACAUGUUUAAAAGCCCGCCAGUCACCAGCACUCCAGAGUGUAGGGAGGAGCUCAGAGAUCACUCCUGUGUAACUAUCAAGACAGAUAAAGACAGUACCACCGAAGAUGAUGGUGAAGACGACCCUGCUGGUGGUGGUGUGGGCGGCGUGCUUCCUGCCGGUCCACGUCAGAGGGGGCUUCUGGCCCUCCUCCAGCGACUAUGUUGAUUAUCUCGUGGCUAAGACUUGCUACGGCCCGGACGUCGCCGUGUUCCUGGAGAAUAUCGGACGGGAGGUCGGUCUGAAGUGCUGGAUGGAGCAAUGGGAUCAAUGGUACGGCUGGUCAGCACCUCAAGCACAACAGAGGAGGAAAAAACGGAACAUCCUCAAGAUGCCCGUAUCCCCCACUGACAGUCUGCUCGAGUGUAACCUCAGAGGCCUCAAAUUGCUGAACCCAGAAACUUCUCAGAUGGAUUACGAGGUGGUAGAGGACUGGAUUGCCGAGUUCAUCACUGAUCCUGAACUUCGCGCCGGCUUGCUGGAGAAAUCCGAAGAAUGUCGCAGCCUUGAUAUCCCCAUGUCGAACUUUGGCUUAAAGGAGCCCUACGACCCAGUGAUAAAGGGCCUGUUGGCCUUCAAGACCUACACUGAUUGUAUGAACGUUGGGGGAAUGGCUCUGUGUAUGAAGAAGGAGAGUAAGUUGGUGAAGGAGAAGCUGAAGUCCUUGUAGACUGUUGUUCUCCUUCAGGUGAGGUGAAGGUCACAAAGCUAUGGUCAGGUCCUCGUCGAGUUCUGUUACGUCACACACUACAGCCGAGGCGAGAUCGUUAACCUGUAAUACCUCUUUUGGUUCUGUCUUGUUUCUCCCUUCAGUGUUCGUGGUGAGUGAGACACUGUAAGCUGGUCCAUCAUUCAUUGUUUCACAUCUGGAAAUCACAAUUACAUUUCUUUAAAGUGCACACUCACUGUAGCAGCAACACAUACGACGUUUCCAAUUGAUUUAUAAUAUUAGCUUAGUAGUAUUUCAUAUUAUUCAAGUAUGUUAAAAUUAUAGCAUUGGCACGAAUAAAGAAUAUGUCAGUA
Homarus americanus (American lobster) is the source of this 1093-nucleotide messenger RNA. RefSeq lists its product as uncharacterized. The record is from RefSeq and is a predicted model, not a curated record. Lineage: Eukaryota; Metazoa; Arthropoda; Malacostraca; Decapoda; Nephropidae. The transcript is spliced from 6 exons. Bases 138 to 740 code for a protein of 200 amino acids.